AUGGCAAUACAAUCGAAAUUAGAAUUAGAAAGAUAUCAAUUUGGUGUUGAUAUUCGUAAAACUCGCCAUAUCUAUGGCAAAAAUGACAAAGUAAUUUCGUUUGGUGAAUGGAUAAAACAAAGAAAAGAGCGAUGUACUAUUGUUGAAAUGAUUAGCGAUGCCGGCAAACGUGAGGCCUUGUUUUAUCAGGAAUUGAAUGGUCACGCUCAUAUUAUUCGUACUUUUGGUUCUAUUGAUAAUGAUUCGAAUUAUAUUAUAUACGCACAAGAAUAUGCGCAAAACAAUGAUUUGCAUAGUUUUUUAUAUGACACUCCUUUAUCACAAAUAGUAUUGAUUGAAAUGUUCUCACAAGUUGCUAAUGCAAUGCAAUUUAUCGCUAGUAAAUCGAUGGUACAUGGUGAUUUGGGUUGCCGAAAUGUUCUUGUAUUUAAAUUAGAUAAAAACCAACCAAAGAAUAAUUUAGUUAAAAUAACUGAUUUUGGUCUUGCACGGACACUUAAGACGCCAUCUCCAUUUGGAAAUCCGUCUAUUAUACCGAAACGAUACUGUGCAUUGGAAAUUCUUCGAAACAAUAAUCAAUCAAGUUAUACCGAAAAAUCUGACGUCUAUUCAAUGGGUAUUUUAAUGUGGGAAGCUUUAUCAAAUAGUGAAAUUCCAUAUUCAUAUAUUGCUGAUGAAGAUCGAGUUGUUAAAGUAAAGUUAGAUAAUGAAAAACUGAAACGACCACAUAUUUGUAAUCAGCAACUAUGGUCUCUUAUGGAAGCUUGUUGGGAACAUGAAAGAGAGCUGCGACCCAAUUUUGAAGAUAUCAUAUAUAGAUUAUCCACGAUUACACCUUCUGAAGUUCCCGAUGACCAAAUAUCUAUUUUAAAAUAUGAGCCACCGACUGGCUAUGCCUUUAAACUUAAUGUUGAUGUGGAAAAGAAUGCUGCAAUAGGCGGCACAUUUCGUAAAAUUUAUCAAGCUAAAUGGAUAUUACAAAGAAAAGAACCUAUCGUUUUGAUUGAAAUGAAUGAAGCACCGUCGAAAUACGAAGUAUCACUCUUCAAAUUAGUCGACAAUCAUCGACAUCUAAUUAACACAUUUGGAUUUGUUGAAAACAAUUCAGGAUCCAUAAUGUUGCUGCAAGAGUGCACACCUCAUGGUCAUCUUCAAGAACUAUUAAAAAGCCGGCAAUUUGAGCCAUCACCGGCGGUACUCGUUGCGAUUUUCUUGCAGAUCAUUGAUGCAAUGAUUUAUAUCAUUGGUAAAGAUAUGACGCACGGUGAUUUAUGUUGUUCAAAUGUUCUUGUCUUUCACAUGGAUGCAUCGAAACCUAAAGAAAACUUUGUUAAAUUAUCAAAUUUUGCUUUAGCACGUCCAAAUAAAUCAUCAUCGUUUGACGAUCGACGUUCAGUUAUCCCAGUAAGAUAUUGUGCACUUGAAAUUCUUCGAAGUGUAGGCCGAUUGAAUUAUUCUGAGCUAUCGGAUGUCUAUUCGAUGGGCGUAUUAAUGUGGGAAGCUUGUUCACAAGAAAAAUAUCCGUUUACUUCUACAAUGUCAGACAGAGAAAUUCGACAAAAGAAAUUAAAUGGUGAAAUAUUACCUCGACCAUGGAAUUGUGAUAGACAAAUAUGGCCCAUUAUUAAAAAAUGCUGGGAAAAUGAACCACAAUCACGAGAUAGAUUUAGAGAUAUGCAAGUAAAGCUUUCUAGUAUUGACCUCGAGUCACAAUUUAAAUAUGAGCUAGGUAUUGAUGUCAAAAUGAAGAAUCGAUUGUGUGGUGAACCUGGAAAAAUAUUUUAUGAUUCUGAAUGGAUAGCAGAGAAAAGACAACCGAUUAUAUUAAUUUCAAUAACUACCGAGACAGCAGAACGCGAAGCUUCGUUCUAUAUUGAACUUAGCUCUCAUAAACAUAUUGUUCGUACGUUUGGAUUAGUGAAAAAUGAUCCUCGAUCGGCUAUGUUAAUACAAGAACGUGCUCCACAUGGUACUUUUCUAAAAUUGUUGCAAAGUCAAGAAUUCAAACCAUCGACAAAAGCGCUCGUUAGAAUUUUCUCACAAAUCAUUGAUGCUAUGACUUAUAUUACUAAACAGGAUGUUAUACAUGGUGAUUUACGUUGCGCUAAUGUUCUAGUCUUUCGGAAGAAUCCAUUAGAGGCUGAUGGAAACGAAGUUAAGCUAACUAAUUUUUCUUUAACCUGCACAAAUGAUACAUCAUUUAAAAACAAUAGACAAACAUCUAUUUCCAGUCGAUAUGCUGCACCAGAGAUUGGCGAAAGCGGAGGUCAAUCAGAUUAUUCUGAAUUCUCUGAUGUUUAUUCGAUGGGUAUUCUAAUGUGGCAAGCUUGUUCGCAAGGAGCGAUUCCUUAUGAAUUUUCCAUCAGUGAUGAAGAUAUUCAACAACGAAAGUUGAAAGGUGAAAACUUACCAAUGCCAAAGAAUUGUGAUACACGAAUAUGGAAGAUAAUAACAGACUGUUGGUAUAGAGAGCCACAAUUACGAUAUGAUUUUAAUGGUAUGAUGAUACGCUUGUCUAGUAUUAAAUUCGAGCCAUCAGAAAUUUAUCAAUAUCGAUUAGAUAUGAAUGUCAAAAAGAAGAAUCCACUUAAUCGUCAUGGUGGUCGAUUUUAUGAGGCAGAUUGGAUACCUGAAAGAGAACCGCCCAUUAUUCUAAUGAUCAUGAACAAAGAAACAGCAGAACGUCAAGCUUCAUGGUAUUUUAUGCUCAACACUCACGAUCACAUUAUAAAGACUUUUGGUUUCGUUCAAAAUAAUGAUCAAUUGCCUAUGUUACUGCAAGAGCGUGCUACUCAUGGUAAUCUUGAGGAGUUGCUACAUAGUAGACGCUUUCAGCCAAAACCGAAAGUUCUCAUCGCCAUUUUCUUACAGAUCCUAGAUGCCAUGGUUUACAUAGCUAACCAGGGCAUUAUAAUCGGUAAUUUAUGUUGUUCAAAUGUUCUCGUCUUUCGAAUGCAUCCAAGCUAUCCAUCAGAAAAUCUGGUUAAGCUCACUGAAUUUAAUACAGCAUGCAAAAAAGAAUCUCCGCGUACUGAUUACAAACCGCAGUCUAUGCCAGUGCGAUAUUGCGCUCCUGAAAUUCUUAAGGUUGAAGACUCAUCAAACUAUUCUGAAGCAGCUGAUGUAUAUUCGUUUGGUGUUUUAAUGUGGCAAGCUUGUUCACAAGGAAUAAUUCCUUAUGGAUCUGAUACAAGCGAUGAGGAUGUUCGACGAAGACGAUUGAGCGAUGAACAAUUAUGCAAACCAAAUGGUUGUGACGAUCAAAUAUGGGCCGUCAUCGAAUAUUGCUUGUUUAGAUCGUCGGAGGUGCGAGACAAUAUAAAACAGAUUCAGUUGAAGAUUUCAAAAAUUAAUCUUGUAAAACCUGAAGCACCACCACAUCAAAAUUCACGGCAGCCAAGAAGAAGCCGUGAGCGAUCAUGUCCACGACGUGCACUUGGACCUUCACAAUCUUUCAGUCCACCCAGCAUAUGGGAUCGACUCUGUUCAUGUUUACCUUGUUUUGGCAGCAAGUAA
Messenger RNA from Rotaria socialis, 3516 nucleotides. Lineage: Eukaryota; Metazoa; Rotifera; Eurotatoria; Philodinida; Philodinidae. The record is from the annotation of a GenBank genome assembly.